This is a messenger RNA of Geodia barretti, 2807 nucleotides long. Lineage: Eukaryota; Metazoa; Porifera; Demospongiae; Tetractinellida; Geodiidae. The record is from the annotation of a GenBank genome assembly.
GUGCAGUGCAUUACUCUCCCUUGCUCUUUCAGAUGGUGUAUGCGUCAAAGGAGGCUGCAGGGAAUCCCAAGUCAACGACAUCUCAUGCUAAAGUGGAACAGUCUUCUGAGCUGCUGUCAGAGGCAGUGGCUGAUCUGACUGAGCUCCUGGAGAAGGCUGGAGGAGACGCUGGACUCAUUUCAGCGAUGGUGGAUGAGAUAGUGAAGGCACAGGGCCGGCUGCGUCAGGUAAUGGAGAGAGAGCCUGACAAGAACUUCUCUGACUACCAGACCAGGACCUUCCAGAGUGCCAAGACGGUGGCGAAGCAUGUGCAGGAGAUGGCUCUGCAGGGGGUCAACGCCCCGGAGACCUUGUCAGCCAUUAGUCGCAGCCUCACCACUGCCUACUCCCAGCUGGUGGACUCCGCCAGAGGGGCCCUCGCCACCAUCGAGGGUGAAGAGGUUGCUAAGAGACUCCAGCAGACAGCCCACAGUCUUGGAGACGCCUGUGUCAACGUGGUGUACACAUCAGCAGACGUUCAAAUGAACCCAGGUGACCAGGCCGUGAAGAGGGAGCUCGGCGACCACGCCAAGUCCGUCACUGAGAAGGUGUCGUACGUGGUGGCAGCGAUCCAGGCAGGUGCCGUAGGGACGCAGGCCUGCAACGAAGCCAUAGCAACCAUCCAGAGCAUCGUGGGUGACCUGGAGACCACUGCCAUGUUCUGCACAGCUGGAGCUCUCAACCCUGAGGGCAAGGUUGGCUCCUUCCCCGAACACAGGUUAAUUUUCUCCUUCUCUGCUGAUCUGGAGGCAAAACUAGCUCUUUCCCAUAACACAAUGGAACUUUUAUCACCUCGCACUUUGGACUCUUGUAUAAACACUUGACUUACUAGAGGAGUGUGAAUGAAUGGGUUGCAUGGGGAACCGGUGGCACUGGGACUUACUAGUAGACUCGAUGCGAGAUAUUGCUAGUACAUUUCCCCACAAGAUUACUAACUGUUCCUGUUUGUUGGUAUAUAUGUUGGUACGACAGAGUGAACAUUCUGGAGACGGCCAAGCAGCUGGUAGAAGACACAAAGAGACUAGUCAGCAGUGCAGCUGGUUCACAGGAACAGCUGGCCGAGGCGGCGCAGAAGGCUGUCAAGACCAUCACCAACGAAGCUGACUAUGUGAAGCUGGGCGCGGCCUCCCUCACCUCCGAGGACAUGGAGGCUCAGCUCCUCCUCCUCACAGCUGUCAAAGACGUGGCCGCAUCUCUCGGCAACCUCAUUGGCUCCACGCGACAAGCCUCGGGCAAGAGUGUUCAAGAUCCCUCCAUGGAGAGGCUGAAGGCCUCGGCCAAGGGGAUGGUUGCCAAGGUGAGUACCAUGCUGAAGACGGUGAAGAACGUUGAGGAUGAGGCAGGUCGCGGGGUACGUAGUCUGGAGAACACCAUUGACUCCAUCGAGGCCGACCUGAUUGAGUAUGCCUCUGACAGACCGGCCAAGGUGGAGGCUGGCCCCGAAGACCUCAUUAGGAGCACUAAGGGAAUCACGCUGGCGUCGGCAAAGGCGGUUGCCGCCGGCAACUCUGGUAAACAGGUGGACGUGAGUGCCUGUGCCAACCUUGGGAGGAAGGCGGUCUCGGAGCUCCUGGACACCUGCAAGGCAGCUGCUCUGGGAGCAGACAAUGAGGCAGACAGGACCAGAGCUAUGUCAGCAGGCCGUGACUGUGCCACUGCCUUCAAGAGUCUUCUGGAGCUGAUCCACCAGAUCAUCCUCAAACCCUCCGCUGACAAGAAGGCCAAGCUGCCGGCUUUCUCCAAGGAGGUCGCCAAUGGAGUAGGGGAGGUGGUGCAAGCCGCUGAGGUCCUCAAAGGUGAAGGAUGGGUGGACACCAAAGAUCCAAACAUCAUCGCAGAGACGGAGCUGCUCCAGGCCGCCGCUUCCAUCGAGGCUGCUGCCAAGAAACUCUCGGAGCUCAGACCUCGCCGCACUGCCGCAGCUGAUGAGUCCCUCAACUUUGAAGAGCAGAUCCUCGAGGCCGCCAAGAACAUCGCCAGUGCCACGAGUGCUCUGGUGAGGAGUGCCACAGCGGCUCAGAGGGAACUGGUGGCUCAGGGGAAGCUCAGCUCGGCCCCGAGGUCAGAGGACAGCCAAUGGUCCGAGGGACUCGUGUCUGCCGCUAAGCUGGUAGCCGCGGCGACCAGCAAUCUGUGUGAGUCGGCCAACUUGGUGGUGAUGGGACAGGCGAAGGAAGAUAAAUUGAUCACAGCUGCCAAGGCCGUCGCAUCGUCGACCGCUCAACUCCUCAUCUCUUGUCAGGUCAAGGCCGACGCACGCAGCGAGAACAACAGACGACUCCAGAUGGCAGGAGCUGCAGUGAAGAAAGCCACUGAGACUCUAGUGAAGGCAGCUCAGCAGGCAUCGGCCAACGCCAUUGAAGACGAACCGUUCAUGAAACCAAAAGUGAAAGGCAAGGUGAUGGAGGGGUUCCGCAAGGAGCUGGAGAUGCAGGAGGAGAUCGCCAAGAAGAUGAGAGAGCUGGAGCGGGCAAAGGAGCACCUGACAAAGAUCCGUCGGGAGCGUGCGGGACACUGACCACACCCACUGAACUUUCCCCCAGCAACGUAGCCAUAGUGACAGACUUGUUCCCAGGGCUAGUGUAUGUAGACUAUUGUCUAGACACCUCUUGUUUAUUAGUAGGUUACUUUACAGAUUAUGUGAGAUUUUGAUGGUUAUUUUCGAGCGAACAUUUGUACCAAUUUUACUGUUGCUGUAUUGAUUAUAUAUAAUGCUGCCUUUAUAAUAUAUAGUCGUUUUGGAGUGCGCAUGCUCACUCUCAGAAAAA